Mesorhabditis spiculigera is the source of this 210-nucleotide messenger RNA. NCBI's taxonomy places the organism in Eukaryota, Metazoa, Nematoda, Chromadorea, Rhabditida, Rhabditidae. The record is from the annotation of a GenBank genome assembly.
AUGCCAAUGCCAGACACAUUCCACGCCGGCCACGACGCUGAAAGCUUUGAACUUCCAAAAGAGGCUCGAGAGUUAAAAGCAACAAAAAAGAGGGUGGAGCUGGCCACUGGAAGGCGUGAUGCCGGCACUUCGUCUGGCCGGAGCGAAAUUACAGUGCACAGCCGCCACGCUCGCAUCAGCGAGGAGCAUCAGGCAAUCAUCCUCUCUCCA